UUGCCUACCGAUCCCCUUCCCCUCCUUCUCUCCCAUUCCACGGCGACGGCGGCUCUCCCUCCGCCCUGCUGACUGCUCCUCCCACUUCGACGCCGUCCUGGUGGUCUGCCAUCUGCCGCCCCGGCCCCGGCCCAGGCGCCGGGUCUGAGGACGGCGAUGGGCCAGGCCCCGUCGCUGCCUGACGACGUGGUGUCGGACGUCCUCCUCCGCCUGGCGCCGCGCGACAUCGCAGCGUCCCGCCGCGUCUGCAAGUCGUUGCGCCGCGUCGUGGACGGCCACCGGCUGCUGCGCGCGGACCUCCUCCCUCUCUCGCUGGGCGGCAUCUUCCUCAACCACUUCCAACUACGGUCUGCUACGCAGUUCCUUUCCCGCCCCACGACGGCCGCCGCCGUCUCCGGCCGGCUCGACUACACCUUGGAUGCUUGCCAUCCGGACAACCACUUUGUGCCCGCUCCCUACGUGCUUGAUCAUUGCAAUGGUCUCCUCUUGCUCUGUCACUGCGUGGCCAACCCUGCCACGCAGCAGUGGGCACCCCUGCCACCGGACCCGGCCCUGCCACAACCCCCACCUCCAGGCAUGGAUUUUAUCAUACACUCUUACCUCGUGUUUGACCCCAUCCUGUCGCCCAACCAUUUCGACUUGUUCAUAAUGCCCCAAGUUCCUUUCCAACUGGACCCCGACGCCGAAUGUGAGCCAGUUGAAUGGCCACCGUCCGCGUUCAUCCUUUCUGUGUUUUCAUCCAAGAUUGGUUCAUGGGAGAACCGUACAUUUGAUCGGGAAGGGGAAGCUGCAGGGACCAUGCCUGGCAUGGAUCCGGAAAUAAGACGGUCUUGCAAUGAACGUCAGUCUGCCUACUGGAGAGGAUCGCUCUAUAUAUGUUGCUCCAACUGUUUUGUUAUGAGAAUAUCGCUGUCAGACAACAGGUAUCAAGUAAUAAAACUGCCACCGCCAAUAUUUUCCAAACACGGUUCCAGAGAUCGUCAACAGUUUUACCUUGGAAAAUCUACCAAGGGGAUAUAUUGUGCAUCAGUAUUCAGCUUAUAUAGGUCUCUCCUUCACGUUUGGUUCCUUAAUGACCUGAAUGAGUGGGUUUUGGAGCAUGACAUGGAUAUUUUCCCCAUCCUGCCAAACCUUGAUUAUGGCAACCGAUGCGAUGGACCUUGGAUCCUACAACAAUUUGACUACCAUGAACAUUCUGAUGAAGAUGAUUCUGUUGUGGAGGAUAACAGGGAAGCCAUAGUGGAAAAGGAGAAAUCUGAAGCUAUAGUGAAACAAGGGAAAUUUGAGUGGGACUCGGACAAUGAUAAUGUACUUGAACCUGGAGGCAGGUGGGAGACAACCGAUAUAAAUUUCCUUGGAUUCCAUCCUUUCAAAGAGGUUGUUUUGUUAUCUCUGUGGAACAGAGUGCUAGCCUAUCACUGGUCGAGCUCAAAGCUUCAAGAUUUAGGCAAGCUUUUUCCAGAUUUCUAUUUGGAUCGAAGCCACAUUUACUGGCAUACACUGGUGGAAGAGUCUUUCAUGUACACUCCAUGCUGGUUAGGGGAGCUUCCUGGAAAACUAAACUAAUUGGAAGGUGUCAUAGAAGAUUAGAAUGCUUUUGUGGCAAGCUAUUCGAAGAAUGGAACACCUUUUUAGUUGUGCACAAAGAUUGUUUGUUCCCUGAGAAACUAAAUCUAGACAUGCAUAUCUCUGUUUCGAAUUUGCUUA
Molecule: messenger RNA, 1707 nt
Organism: Hordeum vulgare subsp. vulgare (domesticated barley)
Lineage: Eukaryota; Viridiplantae; Streptophyta; Magnoliopsida; Poales; Poaceae
Exons: 2
Coding region: 157-1566 (469 amino acids)
Molecular function (GO): protein binding
Source: RefSeq, a predicted model, not a curated record